Molecule: messenger RNA, 12690 nt
Organism: Rattus norvegicus (Norway rat)
Lineage: Eukaryota; Metazoa; Chordata; Mammalia; Rodentia; Muridae
Gene: Syt6
Product: synaptotagmin 6
Cellular component (GO): postsynapse; synaptic vesicle membrane; plasma membrane
Source: RefSeq, a predicted model, not a curated record
UCCCCUCGGAAGGAAGGGCCCAGGGUCAGCCCGCGGCCCGGAGCGAAUGCGGCGUUGGGGGUGGGGAGAUCCUGCAGAGACCCAGGCGUUGGAGUUCUCUGGGGUUCCGCAGACUCACCACACCUUGUCCUCGACCGAGACCCCGACCGGGACCCUAGUGGCUCUUGGCCUAGGCUUAAAUGGGAGUCGCUUCGUGGUUCCAUAUGGCUGGGGAGGGAGAGAGAGGUGGGGGCCGUUAAGGUCAGAUACGUGGUCUUCCCGCACCUCUCCAGGGACAAGUUGCCAGAGACCAGAGAAGUGGUACCCGGUAGCAGGUGCAGGUCGGGUGAGCUCCCAGUGGCCUCGGAUUCCAGAGCGCCUUUUCCAUUGGAGGUUAAAGGUCAACGAUAGAGGGAGAUUCUGGGUUAGGAAUAGAGGCUGUGAGGGAGGAGAUAGAGAGGAUAGGGGAGGCUGUACCUAGCCUUCUGUGAGUGGGGCCCACCUCUCUUCUGUAGGAGUCAUUAGGGAUGCUGCUCUCUCUCUGGCAGUCUCUGACACUGUUUAAUCAAUGAAUUGACGACUGCAGUAGAAGAGACCAAGAUUAGACAUAAAGAACUUUUGAGAGUGGGACAGUGAUAAAAGUUGGCUCUGCCUCUUCGGGAAUCUCAGAGCAGAUUAGACUGACAUUAGACGCGGGUCCUCUGGUGUAUCUCUUUCUACACCAUGAUGCUUCCAAGACAGCAAUUCCCUCAAGUCAAACAGUCACUCCCUACCUCCCCCAUUCCUGAGCUCCGUCUUUUCCUCAAAUGCUCCAUCUGCAGUAGAGUCUUCCCCCUGGGCCUGACAGCUCAGAAUACGGAGGCCAGCACACAUCUUUGGAGUUCUGCCCUACUAUCUGUCCAAGGCAAGAAAUGUGGUUUAGGGUGGGGUGUGUGUGCUGUGAGUACAUGUAGGCAGGAGAUGCUGGCAGUCUGACUCCAGAAGGAUUCCUUUAACCUGAGCAGCACGGCUGAGGAGAGUGAGGCAGGCUACCAGAUGCCUUCAGAGUGUGAUUGAGUCGUAUACCCACCCUGGCUCAGGGGAGCCUUCACAUGGUUACUGCAUCCGUCACAACCCCCAAGAAAUCCUAGGGCCAAGGUAGAACGAGAGACGCAGGUAGACAGAGAACUGGAUCACACCACAAGAAAAUGGCUCUGGAACUUUGGGGAUUUAGGUGAGCUCUAUAUCUAGAGGAAUGUGGUGUUCACAUCAGGGUGCCAGACCUCCCACCUCCCAGCCUGCUCCUUGCACCCCAAAGACUCCAUCUAGGAUCCGAUCCUCCAAGCAAAGCAACGUUAGAUCUUUUCUUCUGCACUUGUAUGAGAAAGGUAAUGCACGCGGGGAGAGUAUGAUCAGCUCCUUUCCCAUCUCGUCUCCUCUCCUUGCCUUCUGCGGCUCUUAUGCCUCUAGCUCCUGGGAUUCCCAGUGAUACCCCAAACUCCAACAGUCAAGACUCAGAUUCCACUACCGUUUGUGUGAACCUGCCCACAGGUCAGGUCUGGGCAAGGAACUGCAUCAGAAAUCUCCAUGAAUUGGACUCUGACUCGGAAACAUCUGUGCUAAAACCUCCCAACUAAAAGCACACCCCCUUCUCUGAAAACCCCAAGGAUAAAACGCCUGCUUUCUUCCUGAUGUACUACUCCCCAGAGGCCCAUACAUGCAAACGGUCACCAGCAGGCCUCUCCUGCCAUUUUUCUUGUGGAGGUGAAUGAACUCUAUGUGCAGUCCAAGUUGCAGUAGAAAUCUAAUCGUGUUCUAGAAUGUGCCGGAGCCUGAAAGCGAACCCAAGCUGACCUGUGCCUGGUGCAUAGCCCGGAGUGGUGGCUCCCAGCCUGCCUAUGGCUCAAGAUGCAUGUGGUGCUUGUUAGCUUUACUAAUGACGCUAGAGAUGGUCUGUGAUUCAACCACCUGGCUUUGAAGCUGGCCUUUUGCACCCCAGAGAAUGUUUCUUUCUUUUCUUCUUCUUUUCUUUUCUUCCGGUGUGUGAUGGGAAAGGAAGCACUUCUCUAAAGCAGAGUCCCAUGUCAUCAUCUGAAGAAUCAGAUGCUCUCUGGCUCCUUCUAGAUGGAGGGAAUAGACAUUAUGUUUACAUUCAUGGAAGAAAGGUGCUAGCUACCCUAAGGCGGGAUGGUUCUCCAUGCCUUAACUUUUAUUCUUUCUUGAUUUUUUUUUUUUGAGACAAGAUCCAGCCAUCUAGCCCAGGCUGACCUCAAACUCAUAAGAAUUCUCUCGUAUCAACCUUCUCAAAGUACAAAUAAGCAUGUAGAAUGCACUUCAAGUGUCUUAAAGUCCAACACCUAACAGUUGAAAACCAUUCUAGAUGUCUCUGAAAGUUCUCUUCUGCUGGCUCUGAGAGGACCAGGCGGGGCGGCUUGUUCUAGAGGGCUUCAUUUCCUUCGAGCUCUGUGCAAAAACUGUGUUUUCUGUUCUUAAUGCUCAAGCAUUUCUCUGUCUUCCUGGCCCACCGAGCUGGGGGUGAGAUAUGAUCAGGACUGACUUGAAGGCUCAGGAUCAGGCCAGGCUUCUUUGGGGGUGGCCUUGGCUUGGGUUGAGCAUGGUAAGAAGAUCUGAUUGAGCUCAGCAUCACCUCUGCGGGUUAGGCCUCUAAUUUUUGAACUUCUUAGGACACAGAGUCAGAGCUGAGCCAGCUGGGCGUCCAGUCCAGACACUGCAGAUUUAAAUGACACCCCAUCCCUCAGCUCUCUCUUUGGGGCACUGAACUCUUUCUCCCCCAUGGAAUCCCAUACAGUUCUCUCCCCUCAGGCGUUGCAGUUAUAAACUGGGGAGAGACUGGCUGACUGGGCCUCCCCUUCACCACUCCAGCCUUAAUUCCCCAUUCGAGGGGACCAUGGGUAGAAAGGUAAGGUGGCCAUCUGCAAUGAUGAUGAUGAUGAUGAUGACAGCUGAAUUAGUGCCAAACCUCCGUCCACCAUAGUAUUCUACAUUAGCUUCCGCUUUAUGUCUGACUGCUCUAAUGAAGCAGGCACCCAGUCAUACAGCUUUGUGAGGCCAUAAUUAGCCCAGCAUUGUCUCUCCUCAUCAUAGUUUUUUUUUUUUUUUCAGGAGCAUUAAUUCCUUCUCUGUUUGGACUCUGCUAAUUAUCCCCAUCAGUAGGUAGCUCGGCCAGGCUCUCUAAAGAAGAAAAGGAAGCAAUGGCCCUCUGCUCCCCCUCCCCCAACUCUGAAUUUAAUUACACCCACUUCUCCUAAUAAAUUUACAAGCCACAGCACAGCUUAUUAUUAAUGGACCAUGUCUGUUAGCCUCAGUAAGGACCAGCUACUGUUCUCUCAAUACAAGCGCUCUCUCUCUCUCUCUCUCUCUCUCUCUCUCUCUCUCUCUCUCACACACACACACACACACACACACACACACACACACACACACACACAGGUAUUCCUCAGGGAUAUCACUGGAUGGGACUUUUCAGAAGCAACUGCUACUUGAAGAAGAAAAGUCAGAGUGGAGGUUAGAUACAAUCCAAUUGCAGGGACCUGCGCAAGUUUAAAAGAUCAGAUCAAAGAGUAGAGAACUCCCUCACCUUCUUGAGAUUCCCCGACUCCACUCCACGGGUGGAGCUCUGAGCCUGCAGAGCCUCAGCCCCGUCUCCAGUUCCCGCAGAUGCCUGGUUUAAAAGCUGGGAUUUUGGUAUCCGCGAGCCCCACAUUCAACUCCCAGCUCUUCUGCUUAACACACUGCACCCUUGAACAAGUGACUUAGUUAUCAUCUCUACACUGUUUAUCUAUGAGAAGUGAAAUGGAUUUCUUCAGGAGGCUGUAAAGAUUAAAUGAGAUAAUAUAAAGAAAGGCACAAUGCUUGCCGCAUAGAAAUGAACAGCAAAUACGACCAUUAAUAUUAAUAUGAAUGGUUCUGCCUGGAGUCUCUUCCCUCUCUGGACUAACUGCUGUUCCUUCCAUGGUUUUUGGACCUCUACAUCCCUUAUUGUCUGGUUUCUGAGCUGUGGUUUAUUUGUGUCUCCAUAAUAAAGGGUGUGAGGGACACACACAGCCCGUCGGGUACCUGUGGUUUGGAGGGGCUAGCAGCAACUCCAGGCCCUGGGCCAGGCUUCUCUGAUACUGGAGUGAGCUGGGAGCUGGUCCUUUCUUUGCUAACCCUCUCUCCAGUUUGUCUUUUCAAUUAUAGUCUGUUAGCAAGAAUGCCUGUGAUGGUUACAAAAUGGAUUUCUCUGACAUUGGAACCCAUUAGAAAAAAACGGAACAAUAGCAAGUGAUCAGAGCUGCUGAUGAAUCCUAACCCCAGGGAUGCAGGGAGGAGGAGGGGGCCCAGUCUGCCUCUAGAGAAUGAAGUGUCACCAUGGAAGAUAAGCAGGCCCUGGGGUGCUAAUUAAUAACUUAGCAUUUCUGAAUAAGAAAGGAGGGCCACAGGCUAUCACCCUACCAAACAGUCUUAUUUAAGGUGACCAAGCAGGACCUACCCUGAUGAUCUCUGGGGGGGCGGGGUCUUCACAUCUCAGGAGGGAAAAGGGGCCUGAGGCCACUCUGCCACUUUGCUCUCUGAUCCUGGGUCUCCCUUCUGUACCCCAGAGGCCUAGUUGUACACAGCAAACAGCUAUACUUAAUCACAGAAAAACAAAACAACAACAACAAAACCAAAACCACAAAAAACCCAAACCCUGGGAGAUAGUAGCAGCUUAUGUUUAAGGGACAUUCUCUGCACAUCAGGACUGUGUUUAGUCCUAGCUUAUCUGGUUUUUAUAGUGAACCCGUGAGGUAGGAAGCGCCAUUAGAAAGCAGUAUAGAUGGCAUGUAUUCUGCAGACAUCUACCCUGGUGCCCACCCGAGAUACUGCCUGUGUUUCUUCAUACCUUGUGAGGUUCAGCUCCCCAGUAAGGAUUAAAGCCAUUGUUCCAGGCCAUGCCCUUGAGUUCAUAAUCUCCCGAAGCCACAUUUUUCCUCUCUCAGAGGUGGCUUGACAGCUACUGCUUCCCAAAUCAGACUCCCACAAGCAGGCACUAGAGUUCAGUUUGGAUCUGUAGUGUCUGCCCAAAGGCCCACACGUUGCAAGUUUGUUUCCUAAAGUGGGAGGGGGCAGAACUUCCCAGAGAUGAGGCCUACUGGCAAGUCUUGCAUCUUGUCCUUAUAGGGGUAUCAGGACCCCAGUCCCUUGGCCCUUCUCUUCCUCUCUCUUCCUUCCUGGUUAUGACACAAAAGGUUUGUUUUCCCACAUCUCCUGAUGUGUGACCAUGAGCCAAACAGUGGGACUGAGAGAGCACAGAGGGAAGUGUCUGAAACUGUGAGCCAAAAAUCAGUGUCUAUCUUCAUGAGCCGGUUACCUCAGGUGGACAUAGCCACAGAGAGAUGACCAACAUGGUGGUGAAGGCUGGCUGAGGUCAAGCCCUCCCCGAGUUAUUUUUAAUUAUUCCUCUAUGAUUAUUGCUUCCUCUUUUCUGAUUCCUCUCUUGCUUUUUUCCUUACCACUUUAUGCCUCCUGUCCAUAUGGAUGAACUCACUCUUGAUGUCCAGAAUCUACUUCUCUUUGCAUUGUCUGCCUGCGAGGUAACAAGCCAGGCUCUCCUAGUCCUGGGAGAAGAUUCUCCAGGCAUGGAAUGGCCCUGCUGUUCUUGCAUAACCUGUAUUGAGUGCUAGGGCCUGGUUCCCAAUAACCCAUGCCUUCUGCCUUCUCUAAGCAUAGUGUCAAGGGGACAGCAGCUGGAGGUACAUGGAGAAGCAAUUGAAUAGCAAGCACAUGAAGAAAAGAAAAUGAAUCCCCUGGUCCCUUCCCUGCCUUUAUUUCAUUUAUGAAUUCAUUUUUUUUCAAGCUGAACAUUUAAAUGCACUCUGCACUCUCUGAAAACCCCUCACCUCCUCCCUUCUCAUUAACAUUCUAAUUAUUACCAGAGCAAGUAAAAUGUAUGAUCAAAGGGAAGCAUGGCCCUAGAAAUACCUUUUGUUUUAAAGUGACUCAGUGCAGAAAUGGGCCCAGAGCAGCGGUAACAAAGGACAGAUACAAAGGGUUCGGAGAUGGUCAGGCACUUAGAAUACUGACAUUCAUGUCUGCUGUAGCUUUUCUGAUGCACCCAGAAAAGGUUAGGGGCUUGGAGAAACAGCCUCCAGGACAUUUAGACCAUAACUGUACAACAGAAAACAUCCUGAAUUUAAGUACUUCCAGUGUGCAUUUAUCUGUCUCCAGGUUAUAUACAUGUUCUACCAAAGUGAUAUUGUUGAGCUGUGUGGAUGAGGAUGGGCCCACCUCACUCCCUGUGUGACCUGGGCAAUCUAUUAAUUCUCUAGGUCAAUACCUGUCUCAUUAGAGAGGGUUACAUGAUUGAAUACAUAAAAAACAUUUUGCUAUUGAACAUAAUGACGUUGAAUAAAUUGACUAAAUCUAAUAAUAAAUCAUUUAUUACUAUCAACCUGUAUAUGAAGUCUUGACUAUUUAUAUAACAUGAUAAAUAUUAUAAUAUCUUGCAAAUUUUUUCCUCCUGGGGCACAUGCAUUCCUCACUGGAGACCUGGUUCGUACUCUCCAGAGCAGUAAUUCUCAACCUUCUUAAUGCUAAGACCCUUUAGUACAGUUCCUCGUGCUGUGGUGACCCCCACCAUAAAUGAUUUUCAUUGUUAGUUCAUAACUAUAAUUUUGUUACUGUUGUGUAUUGUAAUGUAAAUACAUGAUAUUUGGGAUAUCUGAUGUGUGGCCUCUGUUCUGAAGGGGUUGCUACCCACAGGGUGAGAACCACUACUCUUGGGGAAGACUUAGUGCUAGCAGCUAAUACUCUCAGCCACAGAAUGGCUCUGAAGUCUCUGUGUUGGCUGAAUAGGGGCAGAAGUGGUGGGAAGGUACAAUUUCCUUUUCACCCCUUUUCAGAGAGGCCCCUGGCUGUUGAUCCUGGCAAGGACUGGACAGGGAGCCAGAGGUAGUGGUGGCUCCUUGAAAGGUUGACUGGGGUUCUUAACCUCAGGAUGUAGGGCUGGCUUUACCCGAGAUCUGGAUACAAUAAAAGUACCUAGUGGGAGCCAGGCAUUUUGCCAAGCCUAGCUCUGAAUGGAAUCUGGCGUGGUUGAACUUACAUAAGGAAGAAUUGUAAUUCAUUCAUGUGUGCCUGCUUAUGUGCCGGUUCAUGGCUUAUGUGCAGGUUCAUGAAUGAAAGCAUAAGGCCACCGGAACCUAUAGGUGUCUAGAGUUUAACCUGGGACAAACAGGUCAUAGCAGUAGAAAGAAUAGGAUGGUGGACUCCUGGGCCCUGACUAACUUGUGGCCUCUAGGCUACUGUUGCCAUCUCUCAAAGGACAACCUUACCUUUGUACUUAGGUAAUUCUACAAGUCCUAAGAUCCAUAAAGCAAUUGGCAGCUGGGCCAGAGGCUCCAGCCUCCAGGUCUGCAGGACUAGCAGAUACUAGAAUGAGAGGUUGAGCUGAUAGGAUACCUCCCUGCCGAGGGAGUCACCCAUCUGCCCAGGGCCAGCUAGCAAGUCUUGGCCUCUUCCACAAAAGUCAGACAUCUAGGGAAGUGACAGUUAGGGACUUCCAUAGCUUCUCGUUCACCAUGUUAGCCAAACCAAGUGCCUUGGCUGGCUCCUCCACAAGUGAUCAUGUGACAACCCUGCCCAGCAAACCUCUGGCUCAGAGCCUCUCCACCUCUCCCUUAGGCUCAAAGACUCAUAUCCUUUGAGAGGAGGAAGUGGGACAAGAGUCUUCUUACCAGUUCUGUACACAAGGAGACAUUCUACACAGCUCUCUUGAGAUGAUGGACACCCCUGGGUCUGGGCAGGGGCGGGUUAAGGCUUUAAGUGCCUGCUUCCAACCCAGGCACAUGGCUCACAAACACUAGAUUUACAGCAAGGCUUCCAAAGAGCCACAGAAUGGAAGACAGUGAUGGGAAUCAUUUGUAUUUUGUACUUAACUUUGACCUAUAUAGACCCCGGUAAUCAGAUUCCAACUUAAUACAAGAAACCACUGAGCCUACAGCAUGCAAAAAACUCUAGGAAAACAGAAGUCAGCAGCCUGCUUUUAGGGAAGUGAGGCUGCACUCCUCUCUCUGGAGGAAAUCAGGGUGUUUAUUGAAUUCCUGCUAAGUCCCAGGAAUGAACAACUAUGGAGCCUGGAAUGAGACUCCAUGCUCCCUUAGAAAAGGAGCAUGGGUUUGCCAGCACCUGCCCCUACCUCAGAGGCUGUGUGGGGGCUGUGUGCAAAGAUCACUGUUGGGGGCUGGAGAUAAAGUUCAGUGAGAGAUCACUUACCUAACCUGGGCAAGGCUCUGGGUUGAAAGGAAAAGUAAGACCCUGCUAGAAAUCUGGCCACAGUAAGCGCUCUAAUAGAAAUUCAAACAGCAUACAAAUAUGAAUACUUCAGGAAUCUGCACGUUUGUUUAGAAUCCCAUUUAAAUCACUGUCCCAUCCCUGGGCACAAGCCAGGAGCAGUAGGGCAAGCUGCCAGUGCUCCUCACUAUGGUAAAAGGUGGGGGCAGGGUGAUACUAAAGCAACCAGACCGAGGUGAACGCCAGGCUGCAGACAGUUGACAAAAUGGACCAUCAACGUCCAAGCCGACUCUUCUUCCCAUGUCUUGGCAGCUUUGCUCAUAACCGUUCUUCUCUCUUCUUUCGUCUUUGUCCCUUCUAUGGUGUGCCUCCUUCCAAUGCCUCCCCUGCUUAUCCCCACCUCUGUGUGUCUCUGUCCUGCCCUGCCUGCCUCACGCUGAGGGCAGGCACCUCUGUCAGCCUCCUCGCAGUGGUAGUUAUUGUGUGUGGUGUGGCCCUGGUGGCAGUUUUUUUCUUUCUCUUUUGGAAGCUGUGCUGGAUGCCCUGGAGGAACAAGGAGGCCUCCAGCCCUUCUUCUGCUAACCCUGCUUCAGAGAUCCUCCAAAGCCCCAGCUCCAGAGGCAACAUGGCGGAUAAGCUGAAGGACCCCAGUGCCCUGGGCUUCCUGGAGGCAGCUGUAAAGAUCAGCCAUACUUCCCCAGAUAUCCCAGCCGAGGUGCAGAUGUCGGUCAAAGAGCACAUUAUGCGCCACACCAAGCUGCAGCGACAGACCACAGAGCCAGCGUCGUCUACCAGACACACGUCCUUCAAGCGCCACCUGCCACGGCAGAUGCAUGUCUCCAGUGUGGACUACGGCAAUGAACUGCCGCCGGCCGCCGCUGAACAGCCCACCAGUAUUGGCCGUAUCAAGCCUGAGCUCUACAAGCAGAAGUCAGUGGAUGGGGAUGAGGCCAAGUCUGAGGCCGCCAAGAGCUGUGGGAAGAUCAACUUCAGCCUCCGCUAUGACUAUGAGAGUGAGACCCUGAUUGUACGAAUCCUGAAGGCCUUUGACCUCCCUGCCAAGGACUUUUGUGGAAGUUCUGACCCUUACGUUAAAAUCUACCUCUUGCCUGACCGCAAGUGCAAGCUGCAGACCCGGGUGCACCGCAAGACGCUGAACCCCACCUUUGAUGAGAACUUCCACUUCCCCGUGCCCUAUGAGGAGCUGGCUGACCGCAAGCUGCAUCUCAGUGUCUUUGACUUUGACCGCUUCUCCCGCCAUGACAUGAUUGGCGAGGUCAUCCUGGACAAUCUCUUCGAGGCCUCUGACCUGUCCCGGGAGACCUCCAUCUGGAAGGACAUCCAGUACGCUACUAGUGAAAGUGUGGACUUGGGAGAGAUCAUGUUCUCCCUCUGCUACCUGCCCACAGCAGGCAGGCUCACCCUCACGGUGAUCAAGUGUCGCAAUCUCAAAGCAAUGGACAUCACGGGCUACUCAGAUCCCUACGUCAAAGUGUCCCUACUAUGUGAUGGGCGGAGACUGAAAAAGAAGAAAACAACCAUAAAAAAGAACACCCUCAACCCUGUCUACAACGAGGCCAUCAUCUUUGAUAUCCCCCCAGAAAACAUGGAUCAAGUGAGCCUGCUCAUCUCCGUUAUGGACUAUGACAGAGUUGGCCACAACGAGAUCAUAGGAGUGUGUAGAGUGGGGAUCAGUGCUGAAGGUCUUGGCAGGGACCACUGGAAUGAGAUGUUGGCAUACCCACGAAAGCCCAUCGCACACUGGCACUGCUUGGCGGAGUGGCAGGGCCGAGCUGCCAGUUUCGACAGCGAGAGCUCAUGCCCAUCUCCGAAACCACCUCCGACACCAUGAGCUGCACAGCCCAGCCAACGGGACUCAGCAAUGUUAUUUCCGCACUUGUUCCAGUAUCUAAACACAGUGUUUGUGCAGUCACGGCGAUGGCCGCAGCAGCAGCCACUGCCUGCCAGCCCAUGGUCUUCACUGCUCUCGUGCAGGGCAAGGCCCAGACACUUGUCCUGUGUGAUCAGAUCUGUCCUAGUCUUUUCUGUCUCCCAAGGUGACGUUUUUGUGGUUUUUUCACUUUGUUUGGUCUACUGUCGAGGAAGAAAUAAAAACAUAACGAUUUGAGAUACAAAACGAAGAAUGGAGAGCCCGGAAAUUGGUUCUGGGAAAUACAGUAUAAGAUAGCAGUCUUGUAGGGGAAAACAGACUGAAUCUCUGAAAUUUUGUGCCUCCAUCAAACAUUGACCCCUGGAGACGCACCAGAAGGAUGGAGCUGUGGCUGUAUUUUCAGUGCCCUUCAUGAAUGGAACCUAUCAAUUUAGGAACCUUUCCAAGGUGAAUUAUUCUUGGUGGAAGCUCUUCACUGCUGUGACACAAGACAAGAUGUGAUCCUCUUGUCCCGUGUUGAAAUCAUGAGACCUCUGACAUGUUUGUGACUCUGUAGGGGAAUCCUUAUUCCCCUUUUUGUUGGCUUUCCCAAACUGGGAACAUUUUGAUUCCUCGUGGGAACUUAGUCACUUUCCUUAGGAACGAUCCACUGAAAGUAGUCACACCGUAUGUUUUCUGACACUCCACAGUUAAUGAUCACUGUGUUGUUUGGAAACAGGAUCUUAGUUCUCAAAAAUAGCCUUCAUUGUAAAGAAAGGAGGCACAUAUGUUCCAGAAUGAUUCCUGUGUUAUACAUAGCUUUAUAAUUCCACAAAGUAUCAAGCAGCUGUUUAAAAUGCCUAAACAGAGCAAAGAAAAAUCUAGACAACACGUUUCUUUUCUGAAUGGGGCAUUUUGAAAUCCAAACCACACUUUUGAGUCUGCCAUCUAUGAAGAGUCUUCUCUUAGUUGAAACCCAGUUAGCCAGAGACUAGUUCAGCCCCACAGACUCUGGGACAAUAACUUACUUUAAACUUUAGUUCUAUAAAUUAAUAAGUAUUCUGUGUUGUUUGUUUCAGUCAUAGUGAAAAGAUCUUUGCUUGUUUGUUUUCCAUUAGCUCUCUACCUUAGGCCAAAUUCAGUCUAGAAAACAAAAAUGAAUGACUGUAUUUAUAACAGCACAUUUCUAUGGAGUGACCAGUGGCCUUCCCACCACGCCCUGUAAGCACAUGAACGUGAGUUUCCACUCCAACUUGUGGCUACUGUAGGACUUGCAUGAAGCAAGUCAGCUUGGAAAAUCCAUUCUUUCAACAACAGAAGGACAAAAACACAAAAGCUAUCUGCAUACCUCGUGUCUUACACUUUACAUAGGCCCCAUGCUCUAGGAGUAGCUACCUAAUAAAGCCACCACCAUUUUAAGUCAAGCCCCAAGUUUCUCUGCUGCCCUAACUUUAUGUAGUGUCUGUUAACCAGAGGAAUGACCGGAUUGGAGAUUGAGCUAACAGGCUCUUGUGGCAAGAAAAGCGGUCCAGCAUUCUAGUAAAUGCAGCUGAAUCUUGACUCCACUAGUAUGAGCCUUUGGCUAGGGACUGGUAUGUAAAGAUGAUUUUUCUCUCCAAAUAUUUUACAAUUGGUAAGUCUUUCUAGCCAGGCAGUGCCCUGUUUGGAAGUUCACUCAAGAGGGAGAAAAAUCACAAGGUCAUGACAAGAGUCUCAGCAAGCCAGUAACUUCAUUGUGUUUCUUGACUCUGGAUGGACCCCACUAAGGUGACUGUCUCAGCCACACAGCAGUGUAAACUAGGAAGGGGCAGAUUAAGUUUGCUGGGUCAUAAGGAACCCAGAAGCUAGUGAGUGCGUCUUUCCAGAAGUGGACUUGAAACACAUGCCCAGCUGCCACCCCGAAACCCUUAGGCAGGUGGGAUGUUCCCGUCUAAGGUUUUAGAGAGAAGGGUGUGAGCUGUCUGAGACAGCUUCCAUGCCUCUUUUCUGUAAGUAAACAUCCCAAAGGUUUCUGGAAACAGCACCUGGUUAUGGCCUCGCCCCUCUCAUCACCUGAGUCAACCGCUUUAGCUCCACCAGCUUCGGUAGGCAUUAGGCUUGGAAGCUCACUCCAGAGAGGCUUCUAGCUCCUGGGCUCCCUCCCCCAAGUCCCCAUCAAAGGUGGCCAGAGCAGUCCAACCUCAUUCUGACGCAUGAAUGACAUGAACAAGCUUCUCCAUUUAUCAGCCAGGAUUCUUCCCUCACAGACGAGAACUAAUGACAACAAAUGCAGAAUAAACUGAGAUUCAAAACUGGCUCUUUUGUUGGCUUCCCCUGGUACAAGAAACCCCUUGUGGGUGGCAAGCUCUGCUGGUUAUGAUAACCAGAGCCAUUUGCACACAGAGGUUUGCUAAAGACACCAAGUUCUCCUCUCCUUUAUUUAGAAGUCUUUCUUGGCUGAGAGAUGCUCCCCCUCCCCCUUUGCACUUACCCAGGAUGUUAAUUAAUUGUAUCAUCAUUUAAAAAAUUAUGUUGUUAAUUACUGCUUUGUGUCUUCCCACCCCUGUCACAGCCUGGAGUUUUUAUUCAAUUAAAUCUCUGUCUCUUGCCCA